AUGCGAGCAGAAAAUGCUCUCUCCUGGAUAUCUCGCGGCUUGCUAAUUUUCGAACCUUUGGAGGAGGUUAUAAGGAACCCCUCUCCUGGCCCCUCCCCUGUUGCUGAGUCUCAACCGGCGGUAGUUGGUCUUGCUAAUACUCAACCGGCGGUAGAUGGUCCUGCUGAUACCUCUAAGGCAGCAGAGCUCAAAGGAAAAUCUACCUCCUUUUCCCAUGAGGUUGAACUUCCUUCUGGCCCUAGGCUUUUCCUGAAAGCCAAUUCUAGUUGUAGCCGAAGUAGGGGCUGCCCGAAGAAUAGGAGCCGUUCUCUUAGGCGUGCUCAUAAUGCAGGUCCUUCAAUUCGUUCUGUUCCCAGGCCCAACACAGAUGGGAAAACAAAUGUGGUGGGACAGAACCUUAGUCGUCCUCAAGGCCAACCCACCCCUGCACCCGUAACUAGAACGUGGGCAAAUGUGGCGAAGGUAUUGACCAAAGGAUACAACCUAGCAUAUGUUCCACCGCUGGUGGAGGAUGGUGAAGUGAUUGUGGACAUUACACUAGAGGUAAUUGCUGAUGAGAAUCCACUUUUGCUGGAAUGUAUUGUUGGCCACUAUAUAGGGAAGAAAAUUUCCUUCAAGUUAACUGAAGAAGCCAUUAAGAAAUCAUGGGGUGAUCAAGUAGUUGAUGUAAAACUACAUGAAAAUGGGUUCUACUUCUUCCGAGUUCCGAAUGCUGAGUUCCGCAGGAAGAUUAUUGAUAUGGGACCGGUUUCCAUCUUUAGUAGCACUUUGAUGCUCCAACAAUGGCACUCGAAAUUGAAGCUUAAGAAAGGUUCUCUAGAUACUCUCCCGGUUUGGGUCAGACUAAGAGAUAUCCCAUUCUCUCUAUGGUCCUCAGUUGGUAUUGGAAGAAUAGCCAGCGCCAUUGGGAAACCACUAUAUGUGGAUGUGCAAACAGAACAGAUGACCAGGAUUUCUUAUGCACGUGUCUGUAUGGAAAUUAAUGCCACAAAAUCCCGAGUGGAAGCAGUGAAGUUUCGUUGGGAUGUGGAUUUGAAUGUGCCUCUGCACAUACUGAACAUAGAGCUCAGCCUAUUGUUCGACCUCAAGGAGGAGAUGGCUGGACUCACAUCACUAGGAAAAAAGUCAAAGAACCUUCUGGCAAGCCGAUCAACCAGCCUCAAUCUGCGUCUCAUUCCUCAAUUGGCACCGAAUCUAGGGGAGGAUGAACCCCUUCCUCCUGUUUUGAAUACCGGUGUGGAACCCGGCCUGAUGGGUACUGAUCUGAAUUAUUCCAAGGUCUUUGAGGCAGAGCCGAGCCAUUCCACAGCUUUAUGUCCUGCUGGACUAACUGACCAGCAGAGUGAGGAUCCUUCUCAAAACUCUCAGUCGUCCUCAGAAGACUCUCUUGACUCCCGGACAAUAAUGGAGAACAACAGUGAUUCAGAAGUUAUGGCGGAGAUGGAACCAGCUGUUCUUAAGCUUUUGAAUAUGCAAACAUCUUGUCUUAUCACAAUAGUAUAUGGAGAACAUACAUUUGUGAAUCGGCGGUCGCUUUGGGCUGACGUUAUUCGGCUCUCUUCGUGUGAGCUGCCUUGGAUUGUUGCUGGAGAUUUUAAUGCCAUUAGAGACCCGGAUGAUAGAGUGGGUAGCACAACUCCUUGGAUUCCAGCCUUUGAUGAAUUUGGGGACUGCCUUAACCAGGCGGGACUAGAGGAUCUUCGUUAUGUGGGCUGGAGAUACACAUGGACUUAUUCUUCAGGUGAUAAUCGGAAACUUCGUAAGAUUGAUCGAGUGCUCAUUAAUGACCUAUGGAACCAACUUUUCUCCUUCUCGGAAGCCACCUUCCUUGCGCCAGGUAUCUCUGAUCACUCCCCCAUGGUGAUAAAAAUUUUCCCGCCACUUAGCUCCAAUAAACCUUUCAAGUUUUUCAACUUCUGGGCUACACAUCCAAAAUUCUUGGACUUAGUAGCUCAAGCCUGGGAUACUCAUAUAGUAGGCACUCCUAUGUAUAUGAUUUGCUGCAAACUUCGGGUGCUUAAAGCAAAGCUGAAACACUUGAAUAGAAGUUCAUUCUCUGCUAUUUCCACAAGGACUGAACAGGCCAGAUCAGACCUAUAUGCUAUUCAGGUAGCCUUGGAGCAUCAUCCCUUUGAUCAGAGCCUGCUUGAUAGAGAAGUGGAGUACAUACGAUCCUUCUCUGCAUUGAGAUUACAAGAGGAAUCCUUCUUCAGACAGAAAUUCAGGAUUCGAUGGCUCAAAGAGAGGGACAUGAAUACUAAAUUCUUUCAUCAUUUUGUUAACAAAAGGCGGUUACAAAAUCGAAUCCUUUCGGUGUCUGCUGAUGACGGUGUUCUACUAACUGACCCACAAGCGGUCAGGAACCACAUUGUUGGUCACUUUCAGGAGCUACUCAAUGGUAAUUCUGCGUAUAUCUAG
Messenger RNA from Syzygium oleosum, 2418 nucleotides. RefSeq lists its product as uncharacterized. NCBI's taxonomy places the organism in Eukaryota, Viridiplantae, Streptophyta, Magnoliopsida, Myrtales, Myrtaceae. The record is from RefSeq and is a predicted model, not a curated record. The transcript has 4 exons. Bases 1 to 2418 code for a protein of 805 amino acids.